This is a messenger RNA of Rotaria sp. Silwood1, 681 nucleotides long. The record is from the annotation of a GenBank genome assembly. NCBI's taxonomy places the organism in Eukaryota, Metazoa, Rotifera, Eurotatoria, Philodinida, Philodinidae.
AUGGGUGAUCGCUCGAAUGCACUUCAAUUUUACGUAAAAGCACUUAAAAUCUAUGAAGAGGCUCUGCCUGUGGAUGAUCCCGCGUUUGCUGAUUCUUACAACAACAUUGGUGGAGUAUAUAAAGAUAUGGGUGACUAUUCGAAAGCACUAGAAUUUUACGAAAAAGCAUUUAAAAUAGAUGAAAAAACUCUACCUUCGAAUCAUCCCGAUUUGGCUAUUUCCUACAGCAACUGCGGUUCAGUGUAUAGCAAAAUGGGUGACUAUUCGAAAGCACAUCAAUUUUACGAAAAAGCACUUAAAAUAAGAGAAAAAGUUCUGCCUUCGAAUCAUCCAGAUUUGGCUGAAUCCUACAAUAACAUUGGUCUAAUGUAUAAUAACAUGAGUGACUAUUCAAAAGCACUCUCAUUUCUGGAAAAGGCACUUGGUAUCUUACAAAUGACACUUCCACCUACACAUUCUCGUAUUCAAAGUGUGAAAACAGCUAUUGAUAAUAUAUCUGGUAAAUUAGCUGGCCAAUGUAAAGAACUUUCGACAUUUUUCCUACCGGCUACGAAGCCGUCUACUUACACAACUACAUUGCCGAUUAUUGGCACAUUGAAAUUAAGUGAAGACAGUACAAUGUUAACAGCAAAAUCACCAUUAGGUCCACAAUGUAAUGGUCGCGCUGUUCGACAACAAUAA